CUCCACUCUUCCACCCGAUCCAUAGUUGCAAUUUUUAUCGUCAGUAACGACACUGAAGGCUAUCUUUCUAGCACGGCUAUUUAAUGUAAUGGCAACCAAAGACGCCAUUCAAUCCGAACUAGAUGGGCUCAACAGGACGUUGGCGAGCACUGAGCUCAAGAAUGACUCAAAGAACCAUGACCAGAUACUGCAUGACAUGCACAACCUCCAACGACAGUUGCAAAAGGUACAAAAGGAAAUCUGUCCCUUCGAAUAUGUGCAUCAAGAGGCGAUGGCAUACAUUGGCAGCGAUCGCGCCAUCGCAGACAUCACCUGGUCAGGAAGUAUUUUUGCCAGCAGUGGCGGAGUGGCAUAUUUCUUCUGGCGUGCUGCUUAUCUGAGCAUGUGCUUUAGCUCUCGAAACAAAACCGUGAGUCGGUCUUGAUGAAUCAAGGGCAAGCUGUUUGGCCGUGAUGUCUGUCGAGAGUAGGCGUGCAUUCUGUCGGUCUAUCAAUUCAAUUUCUGUG
Molecule: messenger RNA, 506 nt
Organism: Aspergillus wentii DTO 134E9
Lineage: Eukaryota; Fungi; Ascomycota; Eurotiomycetes; Eurotiales; Aspergillaceae
Exons: 2
Coding region: 89-424 (111 amino acids)
Source: RefSeq, a predicted model, not a curated record